AUGGACUGCCAAUCAAGCUCGGGUUCAGAAAUUGUGACAAUUGAUAUUCAUAAAGCUAAAGAUCUCCUCCAUUCGGGUCAUCAGUAUCUCGAUGUCAGGACUGAAGAAGAGUUUAAGAAGGGGCAUGUAGAGAACUCUUUGAACAUUCCUUACAUGUUCAACACCAAGGAAGGCAGAGUAAAGAACCCCAAAUUUAUGGAGCAGAUUUUAUCAGCUUGCAAGAAGGAAGAUCAUCUUGUGGUGGGCUGCCAAAGUGGUGUAAGGUCUGUAUAUGCAACUACUGAUCUUCUUAACGAGGGGUUCAAACAUGUGUAUAAUUUGGGAGGAGGCUAUGCUGCAUGGGUAGAGAAUGGUUUUGCUGUGACGAGGCCAAAAGCAGAGCUGUAA
Molecule: messenger RNA, 387 nt
Organism: Ilex paraguariensis (yerba mate)
Lineage: Eukaryota; Viridiplantae; Streptophyta; Magnoliopsida; Aquifoliales; Aquifoliaceae
Source: the annotation of a GenBank genome assembly